AUGACAGGGAAGGUGGUUGAGUUUAUCGUGAAUUCUGAUGAAGAUGGUGGCCAAUUCGAUAUUAGCAUCUCGCGGCAGCGGUUGGGACAUUUCAUAAAAAAGAGAGGCAACGGGAAUAUGAGCGAGAAAGGAUUAAGGUUAAAAGAAAACCAUUCCUCCUACUUUUAUAACAAACGCAGAUUCAAGAUCGUCACUAUU
This is a messenger RNA of Racocetra persica, 198 nucleotides long. The record is from the annotation of a GenBank genome assembly. NCBI's taxonomy places the organism in Eukaryota, Fungi, Glomeromycota, Glomeromycetes, Diversisporales, Gigasporaceae.